AUGACGUACCUCAUGCUGUCGGGGUGCGCCCUGAUCGCUUUCGGUCCAGCCCUCGCCCUGUUCUGGAUGUUCAUCGCCCCGAGCGCGCAGCUUGUCGUGCUCAUGGUCGGCAGUUCGUUCUUCUGGCUGCUGUCGAUACUGUUGACCUCGAUCCUGUGGUACGUCUUGGUGCCGCUGCGGACCCACUACUGGUUCAUCGUGCCCUUCGCCGUCCUCCUCCAGGAGGCCAUGCGCUGGGCCUUCUACAAGCUCUACGCUAAGGCGCAGAAGGCCUUCACAGGCGGUUCGUCGCCGAACGUUGCCGUGCCCCACGCGCUCGACUACUUCUCAGCUUCCCUCGCGAUCGGACUGGGCUUUGGCUUCACCCACGGCGUGGUCAUGUACGGCAGCGUGCUCGCCAGCGCCAACGGACCGGGCUCCCUCUACGCCCCGGCCUGCCCCUCCGUCUCGCUUUUCCUUCUCUCCGCGGUGUUUGCUCUGGCGUUCAUCACGAUGCACGUGCUGCUGUCGGUGCUCUCGUUCGACGCCUACAAGGUGACCGAGUGGCGGCCGUUCCUCAUCAAGACGGGCGUGAUGGCCGGCGGCCACUUCGUCAUCUCCCUCCUGACGCUGCUGAACCAGGAGGGCGGCAGCUGCGUGGCGUCGGCCGUGCUGGUCUACCUGGCCCUGGCCGUGCUCGCCCUCUUCACGGCGCGCGUGGCCUUCACCUCGCCGCACCUGCUGCGGAAGUACUCGCCUCUCGCCCAGUAA
This is a messenger RNA of Acanthamoeba castellanii str. Neff, 750 nucleotides long. RefSeq names its product Gammasecretase subunit APH-1B, putative. Gene Ontology annotation, cellular component: gamma-secretase complex; membrane; endoplasmic reticulum. The transcript has 6 exons. The record is from RefSeq and is a predicted model, not a curated record. Lineage: Eukaryota; Discosea; Longamoebia; Acanthamoebidae. Gene Ontology annotation, molecular function: protein-macromolecule adaptor activity. Gene Ontology annotation, biological process: positive regulation of catalytic activity; protein processing. Bases 1 to 750 code for a protein of 249 amino acids.